AUGGGGCACAUUGCUCGUUAUUGUCCUGAGAAUCAGCAUAACAUUCAGAACUCCAGGGAUACUCGAUCAAUAAUGCCAGGCCGUGUCUUUGCUAUUACUCAAGAAGAAGUAGGUGCUGCCCCUAACGCCAUCAAAGGUAUGAUAUCCCUUCAGGGACAUAAGGUUGAAGCACUCUUUGAUUCUGGUGCUACCCAUUCCUUUGUUUCUCAUAAAUAUGUCUUGCAUUCUAAUUUGCACAUCUCUGAGAUGCCUGUUAUUUUGAGUGUGUCUACUCCUGCGGGUUUGUCUGUUAGAACUACUCAAGCUUGUUUAAACCUUACAUUAGACUUUAAAGGCCGUAGAACAACAAUAGAUCUAAUUUGUUUGCCAUUACAAGGAAUGGAUGUAAUUAUUGGGAUGGAUUGGUUAUCACGUAAUAAUGCCGUGCUAGAUUGUAGAAAAAGAGUAGUUGUCUUCCCUGAAGAUGUGGUGCCUACAGAACCAUCUAGUGGGACAAUAUUCUUAUCCACCGCGCAAGUAGAUGAAUGCAUACGAAAAGGAUGUCAAGCUAUGCGGUGUUCUUCUCAAUACAAGUGGAUACCGAGGAAGGAAUCGAUCAUAUUGACGUGGUUAGGGAAUUUCCUGAAGUCUUCCCUAAGGAAAUGA
Messenger RNA from Neltuma alba, 645 nucleotides. RefSeq lists its product as uncharacterized. Gene Ontology annotation, biological process: proteolysis. The coding region runs from base 1 to 645 and encodes 214 amino acids. The record is from RefSeq and is a predicted model, not a curated record. The transcript has a single exon. Lineage: Eukaryota; Viridiplantae; Streptophyta; Magnoliopsida; Fabales; Fabaceae. Gene Ontology annotation, molecular function: aspartic-type endopeptidase activity.